ACCGGGGCGCCGUUGGGUCCCGCGCCGGUUGCUGAGAGGCGGCGGGCGGCCGAAGUUACCGGCCGCUCCCCGGGCUUUUUGUGGGCUUUCCCGAGGCGUAGCUCUCCGUGGGGCGGUGAAGCUUUCCGCUGGAAAUAUGGCCACUGAGCUCGGCAGCGGGGGAGAGCCAGAUCAGAGGCUAAAUGUGGCACUUGGACAGUACGAAACAGACGAGAUUUUAAGAGCUACUGAUGAGCAGAAAAAUGCCCCUGGUGGUGAUGGCAUAUCAGGAUCCAGGAUGACGGACCAAAGGUUGUCAACUCUAAUCGCGCAGUAUGAUAAACACUUGGAAGAAAUGAGAGAACAGCAGCAGCUUUAUCAGGCACAAAUGAGCAAGAUGAGACAAAAAUUUGAAGAAGUCACCAAGGAAAAUGAAAGGCUGCAUGCAGAGUUGAAAGAGGCUCUUGAGAAGCAACUGGAGGCUCUUCCUUUCAUGCCUUUGGGAACUGAUAUUCCUGCAGAUGAAGACAUAGUGAGAAACCUUCAAGAACAACUACAACUGACGAAUCAAGAAAAAGAACAAGCAAUUGAGCUCUGGCAGACUGUAUUACAGGAGCAUGAUCGACUCCAGCAGCAGUACCAGGAACGUAUGACUGAAACACAGAUUCACGUGGCUGAAAGGCAAAAGCAGAAAGAUCAACUGACUGGCUUUCAACAGUUGACUCGGCAACUGCAUAUAGCCAAUGAGAAAAUAGAGUUGAGCAAUCAACAGUUUCUGAAAACUGUAACAGAACAGAAUAUGGAACUAGAGCAGCUACGAAAACAACUGAGGCAAGCCAAAAUAGAUGGGCGGACAGCAAAUGCUAAGGUUGAUGAAAUGACCAGAUUGACAGAGAAGCUUCAAGGCCAAUUGGAGAGAAAGGAAGAAGACGUGGUAUCUGCCCAGCAAAGAGAAACAGCAUCUGACAAACGCUUGCAGCAAAUGCAGUCUAGUAUAAAACAAUUAGAAGCAAGAUUACGUGUUACUGUCCAAGACGCUGAACAGUUGAGAACAGAAAGAACAGCCCUGGAGAAACAAAUCGGAGAGCUUCAGACAAAGUAUGCUAAUCUAGAAAGGGAGAAGUAUGAUGCUGUUGCAAAAGUCCAAGAUUGCAUACAGCUCUUAGAAGAAGCUAAUCUACAAAAAAGUCAGGCACUCUUCGGGGAGAAACAAAAGGAAGAGGAAAUCAAACAAAUGAAAGAUGAAAUGUCUCAACUUGCAGAAGAUACUGCUGCAAGAAUUAGAAAGGCAGUAGACUCUGCAAAGAAGCAAUAUAAUGUGCAGAUUUCUCGACUAACAGAAGAACUUUCAGCUCUUCAGAUGGAAUGUGGAGAAAAACAGAGUCAAAUUGAGCGAGCCAUUAGAGAAAAGAGAGCAGUGGAAGAAGAACUUGAAAAGAUGUACAGGGAAGACAGAGGACAUGAAUCCGACAAUAGAAAACUAGAGCAACUGCAUCAGAAAUAUUUACUUGCAGAAACUACGAAAGGUGACCUUCAGCUAAGUCUACAGACAACACAAAAUAAGCUGAAACAACUGGAAAUGAACUCUGAAGAAGAGAAAUCUCGUUGCCAGGAAGCUAUCUCUAAAUUGCAAAGCAUUCUGGAUUCAGAAAGAGAAAAGAGUGCCUUUGUCAGUGAACAAAGGCUGAAACUUCAGCAAGAGAAUGAACAAUUGCAAAAAGAAAUGGAGGGUUUGAGAAAACUGGCCAUAGAAGCUCAACAAAAAGCUAAAAUAAAGAUAAGCACAAUGGAGCAUGAGCACGCUGUGAAGGAACAUGGAUAUGAAGCUCGACUUAAGGAAAUGGAAGACACCAGUCAAAAGUCUACUGCUGAACUUAGACGACUGUUAGUAGCUCAGCAAAAAGCAACAAAUCGGUGGAAAGAAGAAACAAAAAAUCUUACUGAAACUACAGAAGCCAGGAUCAGUAAGCUAAAAAGUGAGCUGAGUCAACAAAAACUUCGUAGCCAGGAGCUCAUUUCUCAGCUGGAAAUGGCAAAUGAAAAGGUAACUGAGGAUGAAAAAGUAAUGAUGGAAUAUCGAGAAUACAUCAAUAGGCUUCAAAGGCGAUUGAGCCAGGCAGAACAGAGGGCAGCUACAGCAUCUCAAAAGCUCAGCCUGAUAACAACACAGAAGAAAAAAGCUGCUUCCCUGAAGGAUCUGGAAAAUAUUUAAACACAUGUAUUGUUCAUUCCCACCACACUGGAGUUAAGAAGAUUGCUGGAGAAACUUCGUAUUGGAGCAUUGAAG
Molecule: messenger RNA, 2266 nt
Organism: Chroicocephalus ridibundus (black-headed gull)
Lineage: Eukaryota; Metazoa; Chordata; Aves; Charadriiformes; Laridae
Gene: SCLT1
Product: sodium channel and clathrin linker 1
Exons: 21
Coding region: 137-2191 (684 amino acids)
Biological process (GO): clustering of voltage-gated sodium channels; cilium assembly
Cellular component (GO): centriole
Source: RefSeq, a predicted model, not a curated record